This is a messenger RNA of Aspergillus saccharolyticus JOP 1030-1, 686 nucleotides long. RefSeq lists its product as uncharacterized. The transcript is spliced from 3 exons. NCBI's taxonomy places the organism in Eukaryota, Fungi, Ascomycota, Eurotiomycetes, Eurotiales, Aspergillaceae. The record is from RefSeq and is a predicted model, not a curated record. The coding region runs from base 131 to 658 and encodes 175 amino acids.
GCCGUAGUAGAAUUCCUUCAGAGUCGGUUUCGUCAUGCCAUCAAACACAGGGAAAUUCAUACAAUUACGUUGGGUCAUGUUAUCACGGCUUUGAAGAAUAAGAAUAAUUUCUUCAGGUUUCUCGCGAAUCAUGCUGUUGAUCGCUCAUUUCUUAGAAAGCGUCUUACAGCUACGGGCAUUAUUCCGGGCAGUCCUCGAAAAUCUUUCGAGGAUAAGCUUGAGACAUGCUGUUGAAAGCAAGAAGCUUUCGACUGCAGCGAAGCCUAGGCUCAUGGAGGCCCAAUACCAAGAUAAAUUCUAUAGGGCAUUUUACGGCGUGGCAGAUAUGGGUGUACCUCUCUGUAGCGAAUGGUCAAGGAGCGGUGGUGGUCGAGUCGACUUCUACAUUCCACAGAAACAGUGGGCUAUCGAGUUGCUUCGGGAUGAGGAUCGCAUUACUGACCAUGUCACCCGAUCCCAUUGGGGUGAGAAGUAUUUCCCCUGGUCGAAGGAGAAGAGGGUUGUAGACUGGAUUAUCAUUAAUUGUACCUCUUCUCCCCCCACACGUGAAUAUUCGGAGCCAGAUCUCUGGACUGCCGUUUUUACGAAUGAUUUUUCUGAUCCGCAAGUGUACGAUUAUCAAGUGCUUUCUUUGUUUUCUAUUGCUCUACACAACUAAAGAUUUUCAUUACUUGUGACCAGACUGG